AUUUCUUAGGUCUCAGACGAUUUUGUUGACAAAAUUAUUUUAUAAUGAGUGAAAGAAAGGAAAACAAAAAUCAUAAAUCUGACGAGGAAGUUCAUGCACGCCUAACUACAAAUACUACUUUUGCAGAUGAGACAUUACUAUUCGAAAAUUUAUAUCCCGAAAGAAGAGGAAAUGUUCGCAAGAGAAACUGGUUGAAGACUGCAUUUGGUUUGGAGGGUAAAGAAAACCUUGAAAAAAUAAAGUGCGAAAGAAACACUUAUUGGUGUUUAAGAAAUAGUCCAUUAGUAAAAAUAUUAUUAGCUGCGCUGAAUUCUUCAGGGUGUAAAUUUGACUUUCGAAGACACAUUUCGUGUGAAACAUGUUAUGGUAAAGUGAGUGGAGGCUACGAUUCAGAACUUAAUCAGGUAGUUAUAUGUCAAAACGUUGCCAAAAGAAAAUCAACCGUACAAGGAGUGUUGACCCAUGAACUAAUUCAUAUGUUUGAUUAUUGUCAGAAUAAAUUAGAUUUACAAGAUAUUAAUCACCUCGCUUGUUCCGAAAUAAGAGCAGCUAAUCUCGCACAUUGUAGCUUUUUAAGUGCAUGGAUCUAUCGAAACGCUUCUCCAUUUAAUAUCAAGAAAAAGCACAAGGAAUGUGUAAGGCAGAAAGCACUUUCAUCUGUAUUAUCUAUUAAAAAUAUAUCUAAAGCAGAAGCCUUGCAAAUAAUAGAUCUUGUAUUCCAAAAAUGCUAUUUUGAUCUAGAACCAAUUGGUAGGCGUUGUCGGAGAAAUUCAAUAGAUAUGAAUCUUGCGUUUCUAGAAGCACCACUUUAUGGCUACGAUUAUUAGAGGAGACGCAUGAAUGCAUAUCAAAUUGUAACUAAAUUUAG
Messenger RNA from Copidosoma floridanum, 868 nucleotides. RefSeq names its product mitochondrial inner membrane protease ATP23 homolog. Gene Ontology annotation, biological process: mitochondrial protein processing; mitochondrial proton-transporting ATP synthase complex assembly. Gene Ontology annotation, molecular function: metalloendopeptidase activity. NCBI's taxonomy places the organism in Eukaryota, Metazoa, Arthropoda, Insecta, Hymenoptera, Encyrtidae. The record is from RefSeq and is a predicted model, not a curated record.